CACACACACUCACUCUAUCUCCCUCUUUCUCUCUCUCCUUCAUGCUCUCUCCCUCCCUCUCUCUCUCUCUGUCAGUGUCAUUCUGUAGUUGAGAUGUGGAGGGUCUUUCUGUCUCUCUGUCUGUUGUUCCAGCCCAAUUCAGCGGAGGAAGUGAUGCUGCUGGAGACAACAGAGUCUACCUCAGAGCUGGGCUGGACCACCUAUCCAGACACAGGGUGGGAUGAGGUCAGUGUCCUGGACGACCGGGGGAAGCUCAUACGAACCUUUGAGGUCUGUAAUGUCAACCAAAAUCCACGUCUACAGGACAACUGGUUGGCUACACCUUUCCUGUACCGCCACUCAGCUCCGCGGGUGUUUGUCACGUUGCGUUUCUCUGUGCGUGACUGCGGCAGCCUGCGAUCACCAUCACCCACCUGCCGGGAGACACUCACCCUGUACUACAAACAGGCAGACUCCCAGAGGGAGCUGGAGAAGACCUGGGUGGCUGAGCCGUCCAGCAAGGAGAAGGAUUCCAGGGAGGGCUGGGUGAAAGUGGACACCAUUGCAGCUGAUAAGAGUUUCUCCAAGGUGGAGCCAAGUUCACCUCACCAGUACCAACCAAACAGAUACAGCCGAAUCAACGUCAAGACACGCAGCUUUGCCCCUCUCACACGAAAUGGAUUUGUCCUGGCUAUUGUCGACAGUGGAGCUUGUGUUUCCCUCAUGGGUGUGUCUAUCUUCUACCGGCGCUGUCCAGCCACCAGCCUCUUCUUGGCGUCCUACCCGGCAACUCCCUCAGGCGCAGAGCCGACAGCCUUGGUGCCUGUGAGUGGGACAUGUGUCCCCCACAGUAAAGCGCAGGCUGGCGCGGCCCCUCGCAUGCACUGCAAUGCUGAAGGAGAGUGGAUGGUACCUGUAGGGGGGUGCGUCUGUGAUGGAGGCUAUGAGCCCAACCUCAACGGAUCCGCCUGCUUGGCCUGUCCUGUGGGCUACUUCAAGUCAGUUCCGGGCUCUGCUCCCUGCUCGGUCUGUCCCGCCAACAGCAGAACCAGUCAAAGGGGAUCGAGUGUGUGCGAAUGUCGGAGUGGCUUUUACCGGGCAGCCAAUGAUGCCAAUUCUUCUGCCUGCACAACUCCUCCAUCUGCUCCGGUCUCUCUGUCCUGGGAGUAUGAGAGUGACGACGGCGGGGUCUCCAUUAGGUGGCGCCCUCCAGUGGACAUGGGAGGCCGCAGUGAAGUGUGGUACGGGUUGGUGUGCCGCAUCUGCCCCUCACCCACCUUCACCAACCCGGCGUCAUGCUCCUGGUGUGGGGAGGGCGUCACUUUCAGCCCCACCCAGACCAACCUGAAACAAACCAAGGUCACGCUCAACAACCUGUUGACCAGAGUCACUUAUCUCAUACAGGUGCAGGCCAUGAAUGAGGUGUCAGCUUUGAGUCCUUUCUCAGCUCGAUAUUCAAGCAUCAAUUUCACGACAAGCCAGUCAGUUCCCAGUACUGUUCCCAUGAUGCACCAGCUAAGCCGAGCCCCAGACUCCAUCACUCUGUCAUGGCCUCAGCCAGACCGACCCAACGGUGACAUCCUGGAGUACCAACUCAGAUAUUUCGACAAGGGUUCAGAUGUGGACAGUGCCGUGAGUGUGUACAGUGAGACCAACACUGUGACCAUCAACUCUCUGAUUCCCGGCUCCAUCUACGGCUUCCAGAUCCGAGCUCGGAAUGAACGAGGCUACGGCCCCUACAGCAACACCAUCUACUUCACCACACUGCCUCUGGAAGAACACUCACAGCAGAUCCAGAAUCGUCUUCCUCUGCUGGUCGGUUCGGUGAUGGGUGGGGCGGCAUUUCUUCUUGUUGUGGCAGCGAUUGUGGUUGUGGUGGUAUUUCGCAGUAAGAGGAGGGAGAGCCCAUACAGCGACAGACUCCAGAGAUACAUCAGUAACCGAGGUGGAGUAAAGUAUUAUGUGGACCCGUCCACCUACGAGGACCCCAGUGAGGCCGUCAAAGAGUUUGCCCGUGAGAUAGAUCCCGCUCACCUCAAGAUCGAGGAGGUGAUUGGUCCAGCUCAGUUUGGUGAGGUGUCCCGAGGUCGUUACCGUCCGCUGGGUCGCAGGGAGGUGCUGGUAGCGGUGAAGACGCUUCGCUGGGGGGCGUCUGACAGGGAGAGGGGGAUGUUCCUGAGUGAAGCAGGGGUCCUGGGCCAGUUUGACCACCCCAACGUGCUGAAGCUGGAAGGCGUUGUCACUCACAGCCCUCCGGAGAGGAUCAUAACUGAGUUCAUGGAGAACGGACCACUGGACGCAUUCCUCAGGGAGAACGAGGGCCAGUUCAGCAUCCUCCAGCUUGUUGGCAUGCUCAGGGGAGUUGGUGCAGGGAUGCGUUACCUCUCUGAGAGAAACUUUGUCCACCGUGACCUGGCAGCCAGAAACGUGCUGGUCAACUCCAACCUGGUCUGUAAGGUGUCUGACUUUGGCCUGUCCCGACUCAUGAGGGGCCUGGACCACAACAUACCUACGUACACUGCCUCAUUGGGCAGUAAGAUUCCUGUGAGGUGGACAGCGCCAGAAGCUUUUCAGCAUCGCAAGUUCAGCUCGGCCAGUGAUGCCUGGAGCUUCGGCAUACUUAUGUGGGAAGUUAUGUCAUACGGAGAGCGCCCCUACUGGGACAUGAGCAAUCAAGAAGUGAUGAAGGCAGUGGCAGACCAGUACCGUCUCCCUGCCCCCCACAGCUGCCCCCCUGCCCUCCACUCUCUCAUGCUUCAGUGCUGGCAGGCAGAUCGAGGGGACCGUCCAGCCUUCGACUCCCUCCUGUCCUCCUUGGAUCGGCUCAUCAGGCACCCCGCCACCCUCAAGACGGAGCCAACUCGAAGCUGUUCUCAGACACUGCUCAGCCCCACCCCCACAGACUUAUCAGCAGUGGCGACAGUCAGUGAUUGGCUGAAGGCGUUGAGGAUGGAAAGAUAUCAGGAUGAGUUUGACCGGGCACAUCUGGACGAUUUAGACAGAGUCAGCAAGCUCACCAUGGAUGAUGUCCAGCAUCUCGGGGUGAACCUCCUGGGACACCAGAGGAAGAUCGUCACCGCGGCCCAGCAGCUCCGGGCCCAUCUGACACAGGGGCAGGUGGAGGUGUGAAAUCCACCGACGGAACAACCUGUGCCAUGGAUUUCUAUGGUUUUCACUCUCCUCUGCUUGUUGUGUCUGGUUUCUGCAGCACGCUUAUGUUCACAGAGCACAUUUUGAGCCCUAACAAAGAGAGAAUCUGCGUAUUGUGCCGCUGUGUAUUCUGAUAAAAAACUGACACUACAACCAGAGGGGGUGGAAAGGCAGGACCGGACUUUUCCCGCCAGUCACUCGAGACAAAUAAAAGAAGAGAGAUGAUCUGUGAUGGCUGGAGUCCAGGUCAAAGUGAGGUCAGGGGGUUGCAAAUGAGAACGAGGACUUUAAAGAAUCCUCUAUGUUUUUCACUAGUUUUCACUUUGCUGUUGUCUGCCUUCUCUCCCCACCCAUCUGCAGUCCUACCUUUCACCUUCUCUUCCACUACUUUCCCUAGUCCAUCUCCCCAUGCCCCCACCCUCAUUGAGUACAGUAAAAGUAUGAAAAUAUUUUUUGUUAAAAUACUUAUGGAGAUUUCUCCUCACAAAGAAUUGCGUGAAGACAAUCAAAGCCUUUUUGUCUAAUAUUUGAGUUGUUUGUAAGGUUUUAUCGUUUCCUCUCUACUUCAAACACCCAAUGCUAAAAGCAGAAAACAGUGUGCUACCUAGCAGCCUAUGGUUUGCCUCAUAAGGUCUCACCAUUAGCUUCCAGAAGAAUUCAUAAUUUGCUCAGUGUCUGAGCAAAAUGCUGUAAACCACCAGUCCAAGGCAGUAUGAAUAGUAUGAAUAGUUGCAAUGAAUUUGGGAAAACAAAAAAGAUAUUCUUUUCCCUGUCUACAAGACAUAUCCAUGGUCUGAGAGCAGCCGUGUUUGUAUGAAUCACUGUCACUGUCGGGCUUUGCAUAUGUGCCGUUGAACGCUACAAAAUGUCACCUCAGCUGCAAACACUACGUCCAAUCUGUGAUGAGGACAGAACUGAACAGCACUCACCUAUAUGUGUACAUUUCACACUCCACCUCUUCUUGUUUGAUUACCAGAGUAAAGACACUGAGUCAUUGAAGCAUUGUGAAUGUGUGAAAAGGGAAAGAUGGACAAAAUCUGAUCUGAUUUACACUUGAAGGAAGGAGGCAAAAUGCUUUGUAAGUAUGUACCUGUAUGUACCUGUGUGUCUGUGUCUUUUGUAUGCCGUAGUGUGUGUGCGUGUGUAUGUGUGUGUUUGUGAGAGAGAGAGAGAGAGAGACACAAGUGUGUCAGGCUACACACAUUAUUAGCUGUUAGUGUACACCACUAUUCCAUAAUUGUGAAAAUUUGUA
Scophthalmus maximus (turbot) is the source of this 4381-nucleotide messenger RNA. It is a transcript of the gene ephb6, whose product is annotated as eph receptor B6. The record is from RefSeq and is a predicted model, not a curated record. Gene Ontology annotation, cellular component: plasma membrane; neuron projection. Lineage: Eukaryota; Metazoa; Chordata; Actinopteri; Pleuronectiformes; Scophthalmidae. Gene Ontology annotation, molecular function: protein binding; transmembrane-ephrin receptor activity; ATP binding. The transcript has 19 exons. Bases 94 to 3108 code for a protein of 1004 amino acids. Gene Ontology annotation, biological process: central nervous system projection neuron axonogenesis; axon guidance; cell surface receptor protein tyrosine kinase signaling pathway.